Molecule: messenger RNA, 1075 nt
Organism: Leptonychotes weddellii (Weddell seal)
Lineage: Eukaryota; Metazoa; Chordata; Mammalia; Carnivora; Phocidae
Source: RefSeq, a predicted model, not a curated record
UUCCUUUACAAAUACCAGAAGCAUAGACAUUAAGGGAGUGCACAAGACAAGUGCUUGGAUAAUGAGUCUGUGCCUGUCACUCACUCACAGGCAUUACCGAAGGGGCGGAGGCCAAGCCCCCAUGCCCAGCGAACGGGAUGCAGAUCGAUUCAGGAGAAACGGAAAUACUCAGAAAAGCGGUCGAGGACUAUUUCUGCUUUUGUUACGGUAAAGCCUUGGGGACGACAGCAAUGGUGCCUGUUCCGUACGAGAAGAUUCUGCGAGACCCUGGGGCUGUGGUUGUGCAGGGGCUUCCAGAAGGCAUGGCCUUUCAACACCCUGAGAACUACGGUCUCGCCACCCUGAAAUGGAUCUUGGAGAACAAAGCGGGGAUUUCAUUCGUCAUAAACAGACCUUUCCUAGGUCCAGCGAGUCAGCUAGGUGGGCCUGUGGUGGCCGCAGAUGCUAAGAGGUCGGUGACAUCGCCAAGCGAAAGCUGUGGCCCCAUCAGUGUGAAAACUGAGCCCAUGGAAGACACGGGCACGGCGGAGAAAGAGGGGGCUGUGUCCGUCAAGAAGGAAUCAGAAGAUCCUAAUUACUAUGGAUAUAACAUACAAGUCUGUUCCCUAAAUUACUGGGAAAGUAUCAGAAGUUAAAAGACAUGAAUAUGAGAGUGAAGAAACUCAGGUGCCCGUUCUUAAUAUUUGCUUCAUUGACAUCGUACAAGUUAAACGGGGAACAGAAGACACAGAUGACCGGAGAUGCACACUUGUCACACGGGGGCACAGGAAGGUGGUCCAUGUAGUUGCCUGGCUAGGGCCUCUCCCCAGAGACCAGAAUCCUGCUGGACCCCCCAGCGUGAUACCAGUUUGGCGACAGGACGUUGUAGCAUCCACGUGAGCAUUGCAAGCAUCCGGAUCCUGUCUCGUCUUUGACUCCUCUGUGAGUGCAGGCAGACUGUGGGACAAUUCGCAAUUAAUUCCUCAAACAUGACCAGGUUUGAAAUGUUUCCUACAGAAAUCUUACCUUUGAAAUACUCCUGCAACAUUACUGAGCUCCGUAACUUAUAGUAAAAAAAACUUUUUCAAAAACUAAA